Physeter macrocephalus (sperm whale) is the source of this 2119-nucleotide messenger RNA. RefSeq names its product lipoxygenase homology domain-containing protein 1-like. Lineage: Eukaryota; Metazoa; Chordata; Mammalia; Artiodactyla; Physeteridae. Gene Ontology annotation, cellular component: stereocilium. Gene Ontology annotation, molecular function: protein binding. The transcript has 11 exons. Gene Ontology annotation, biological process: sensory perception of sound. The coding region runs from base 1 to 1995 and encodes 664 amino acids. The record is from RefSeq and is a predicted model, not a curated record.
AUGGAUGACUUCGAGGGGUUCAAGACGUCAGUGGAGGAAGUAACUGCAGUUAUUCCCUACUAUGUGUCUGUCACCACGGGGAAACACAAGGACGCAUCCACCGACAGCCGGGCCUUCAUCUUCCUCAUAGGAGAGCAUGACGAGCGCAGUAACCGCAUCUGGCUGGACUAUCCCCGAGGGAAGAAGGGCUUCAGCUGCGGCUCAGUGGAGGAGUUCUAUGUUGCAGGCUUGGAUGUGGGCGUUAUCAAGAAAAUAGAGCUGGGCCACGACGGGGCCUCCCCUGAGAGCUGCUGGCUGGUGGAGGAGCUAUGCUUGUCUGUGCCCACCCAGGGAACCAAGUACACGUUGCGCUGCGAUUGCUGGCUCGCCAAGGACCGAGGAGAUGGAGUCACCUCCCGUGUCUUUGACCUCCUGGAUGCCACGGUGGUGAACAUCGGGGUGAAGGUGCUCUAUGAAAUGACGGUGUGGACGGGUGACGUGGUUGGUGGUGGCACCGACUCCAACAUCUUUAUGACCCUCUACGGCAUCAACGGCAGCACAGAGGAAGUGCAGCUGGACAAAAAGAAGGCCAGAUUUGAACGGGAGCAGAACGACACCUUCCUCAUGGAGAUUCUGGACAUCGCCCCGUUCACCAAGAUGCGGAUCCGAAUUGAUGGCCUGGGCAGCCGGCCCGAGUGGUUCCUGGAGAGGAUCCUCCUGAAGAACAUGAACACUGGAGACCUGACCAUGUUCUACUAUGGAGACUGGCUGUCUCAGCGGAAGGGCAAGAAGACCCUGGUGUGUGAGAUGUGUGCCGUCAUUGACGGAGAGGAGAUGAUGGAGUACACUUCCUAUACUGUCUCAGUGAAGACCAGUGACAUCCUGGGAGCGGGCACUGAUGCCAAUGUGUUCAUCAUCAUCUUUGGGGAGAAUGGGGACAGCGGGACCCUGGCCCUGAAGCAGUCUGCCAACUGGAACAAGUUCGAGAGGAACAGCACCGACACAUUCAACUUUUCCGACAUGCUGAGCCUGGGCCACCUCUGCAAGCUGAGGGUCUGGCACGACAACAAAGGCAUAUUUCCUGGCUGGCACCUGAGCUAUGUCGACGUGAAGGACAAUUCCCGCGAUGAGACCUUCCGUUUCCAAUGUGACUGCUGGCUCUCCAAGAAUGAGGGCGACAGGCAGACAGUCCGUGACUUUGCCUGUGCCAACAAUGAGAUCCACGAUGAGCUGGAGGAGACCACCUAUGAGAUCGUCAUAGAAACCGGCAACGGAGGCGAAACCAGGGAGAACGUCUGGCUCAUCCUGGAGGGCAGGAAGAACCGAUCCAAAGAGUUUCUCGUGGAAAAUUCUUCUAGACAGCGGGCCUUUAGGAAGGGGACCACAGACACAUUUGAGUUUGACAGCGUCUAUUUGGGAGACGUUGUCUCCCUCUGCGUGGGCCACCUCGCCAGGGAGGACCGAUUCAUCCCCAAGAGAGAGCUGGUCUGGCACGUCAAGACCAUCACCAUCACCGAGAUGGAGUACGGCAACGUGUACUUCUUCAACUGCGACUGCCUCAUCCCCCUCAAGAGGAAGAGGAAGUACUUCAAGGUCUUUGAGGUCACCAAGACUACGGAGAGCUUUGCCAGCAAGGUCCAGAGCCUGGUGCUGGUCAAGUACGAGGUCAUCGUGACGACGGGCUAUGAGCCUGGGGCGGGCACCGACGCCAAUGUCUUCGUGACCAUCUUUGGGGCCAACGGCGACACGGGCAAGCGGGAGCUGAAGCAGAAGAUGCGCAACCUGUUCGAGAGCGGCAGCACCGACCGCUUCUUCCUGGAGACACUGGAGCUGGGCGAGCUGCGCAAGGUGCGGCUGGAGCACGACGGCAGCGGCUCCGGCUCCGGCUGGCUGGUGGAGAAGGUGGAGGUCACCAACACCAGCACCGGCGUGGCCACCAUCUUCACCUGCGGCAGGUGGCUGGACAAGAAGCGGGGCGACAGGCUCACCUGGAGAGACCUCUUCCCUUCCGUCUGAGAGCUAGAGGCCCUCGCUCCUCCUUCUCACCAACUUGUCCCGAACACAUCCACUACCCCCCGCCUUGGCUUUCAGCAGUCCUUUCCCGAAAGCCUCCUGGAGCUGGGACUGGGGGCCAGAGCUC